AUGAUCAUUGCAAGAGGAAAACAAAAGAAAAUAAACCCAAAAGACACAAUAAUUGAUUGGACAAAUGAUGAACCUGACUCUUCGAAAAACAUGGCUGAAGAGGCUUAUUCGUCAAAGUCAGUUUAUAUUACAGAUUCUGCUUCUGAACAAUAUGAUAAUAGAGGUAGAAGGCAGGAAAGAACAUUUGAUAAUAGGCCUCAAUUGGAAAAAUCACGAACAUGA
Molecule: messenger RNA, 222 nt
Organism: Funneliformis caledonium
Lineage: Eukaryota; Fungi; Glomeromycota; Glomeromycetes; Glomerales; Glomeraceae
Source: the annotation of a GenBank genome assembly